Messenger RNA from Rhinichthys klamathensis goyatoka, 1449 nucleotides. RefSeq lists its product as uncharacterized. The transcript has a single exon. Lineage: Eukaryota; Metazoa; Chordata; Actinopteri; Cypriniformes; Leuciscidae. Bases 1 to 1425 code for a protein of 474 amino acids. The record is from RefSeq and is a predicted model, not a curated record.
AUGACACACGUAAAUUACAACAUUUCCAACAUACUUUCUGCCUAUACAAAACAUUGUAAUAUUAAUGAUGAGUCAUAUGCAUGGCUACAGUCACGAAUCGAUGAUUUAAUUUCUGAUUACAAAGACAGACUUGCCGUCCAAAUUCCACCUUCUCGCUCAAAACGAGACCUGCUCAGCAGUAUAGCCGGCUUGUUUGGAUCAAUUAAUUCAGCAGCCAACACCUACAAAAUAACGAAACAAUCCCAAUUCUCCACAUGGUUGACAGACCAGAUGGCCACUGGUUUCCAACACCUCACCAAUAGCAAUGAUAACAUUAUCAAAGCGGUUCGUUCUGAGGCGCAGGCGCUUCUGACGAUCAGCCACACAUUGUUCAAUCAGACCCGUACCAUCGAACGUGACUUAGCCUGUAGAUCAUAUGCACAAGAUUUAUUCACUGCCACAAGACAAGAAAUUUUAGAUCUUCGCCUUCACCAGACCCCUAGACAUGUUUUAAAUGAUUUAAUUGAAGUUUUAGAUUUGCAUAGAUGGUUCUCUUCAGAAAAGAUAAAAAAUGUCAAAUAUUCAGAACUGUUAUCCACAAUUAUGAUGUAUACUGGAAACGAAUGUAUUGGUUGCAUUGGAUUUUUUGCCACUUUUCCUUUAAUACACCCAGAUCAAGUUUACCCAAAUUCCACUACUAUUCGCUCUAUUGGCAUGGUAGUUAAAGAUCAGGUAAUUAAAUGGGAUCACCUCACGGGAUAUAUGACUUUGAAGGGUACUGAGACCUUGUUCACCAGUCGCACUUGUUGUCAUGAAACUCACAAUUAUGUUGUCUGCACAUGUAACACAUUACAGCCUUUCUCCUCCAAUGAUAGCAAACUCAUAAAUGUUGAAUCGUUGCAUGGCCAUUCAAAUGCUGUUCAGGUGUCUCAUACACAGUGGUGCAUCAUCAGUGAGAUGAAUUCGUUCACAUAUGGAGGACUGACCUGUCCUGCUAAUCACUCCUUUUGCUUGGAAGUGACAGAGGACUUUUCUAUGGGCCAGAUUGACAUCCUCGGAAGGAUGCCAAAGGACGCAGAGGUCUCUCCAUGGUGGGACGACACCUUUUAUGAACACGGAACACAAGCUUUGGUCGACACGAUGGACUUGGUACAGAACAUCGUCCUCCAAAAAGAGUAUCACCUCUCUCAAGCGCAAGUGGAGACGAACUUGGCGCGAAAGACUGCACAGAUCCUGUCUAGCUCAUCUACUCGAUCGGCACAGACUGCAUACACCUGGUGGGACUGGGUACUUCGAGGUUGUGCGGUUGGAAGCGCACUCAUCUUCUCCUUUACGCUUUUCCAAUGUUGCUACUUCCGACACCUCAUCAGAUCAGUAAAAGCAUCCACCAACACCAUCUUAACUCUCAGCCCCUUGAAGCUGCCCACCUUACAAAGACUGAAGUGACACCGCAGGAAACCCUGUGAGUGG